Agrilus planipennis (emerald ash borer) is the source of this 1249-nucleotide messenger RNA. RefSeq names its product lipase member H-A-like. Gene Ontology annotation, molecular function: lipase activity. The record is from RefSeq and is a predicted model, not a curated record. Lineage: Eukaryota; Metazoa; Arthropoda; Insecta; Coleoptera; Buprestidae. The coding region runs from base 290 to 1195 and encodes 301 amino acids. The transcript has 3 exons.
AAUUUUACAGAAUUAAAUAUAAAAAUGUUUAUUUACGAAAUGUAGGCUAUCUAUUAAUUUAUGUUAUAAAAGCAUUCCUUGAGUGACAUCACUGAUAAAGCGAUUCAAAUGUCAAGGCCGUCGUUAUAAAACUAAGCUAUGAGUACAUACGUAAUCAUUUUUCUAACAACGGCUGAUAUUCAAUAAGUACAUUUACGUUACAAUCUAUUUUCGUUAUCAUUUCGAAUAUUUUCGUGCAAGGAAUAUAAACUGUAAUAUAAACCUUGGAAUCGAUUCAAUCUCUAUUAAAAUGGGAAACCUAACAUCUGAAUCGAUUCUGGUGGGAUUUGCCGUGAUCUUCUUGACGUUUGUGAACAGUUUACUUUUUAUUGAUAACUACGAAUAUUCGGUGGAUGUGAGUGACGUCAUUUUCUAUUUGUAUACCCGCGACAAUCCCGACGUUCCCGACAAAAUAUCUUUGCACGACUUGAACGAUUUAGAAUCUUCUCAUUAUCGACCAUCACUUCCAAACUAUUUCAUAAUUCAUGGAUUGUUUGGCAACCGGGAAACUCUAGAUUUAGACAUCCGUCCUCCCCUUCUUGAUGCAGGGGAUGUCAACGUUUUCGUGGUAGAUUACAGUGGACCGGCCAGCAGUAUAACCAUUCACGAUCUAGCAAUAGUCGGAGUUGGAAGGAUUCUUGCCGACUACAUAUCAAAAAUGAAGAAUAAAUUCUUGUUAUCGGAAGACCAUUUUAACGUUGUUGGUCAUAGUAUGGGCGCUCACGUUUCAGGAGAAAUUGGCAGAGAUUUGAAUGGUACCAUCGGUACCAUAGUGGCCAUCGAUCCACCUGAUAUGACACCACCAAUAGUUUACGUUAAUGCGAACAAAGCACGCUAUGUUCAAGUCAUUCACACCAGCGUUAUGGGCUUAAAGGAACAAUUAGGCCACCUAGACUUUUACCCCAACGGCAUUCUCGCACAGCCAGGGUGUUAUGGAGAAGUGAUAUGCGCUCAUUUUAAGGGUGUGAGGUUUUAUGCGGAAUCGAUUCGUUCGGGUGGAUUUACAGCUGUUAAGUGUGACAGCUACUUGGAUUAUGUACUUGGAAAUUGUGAAAAUAACAGCGAAGCGCAACUCGGUGGCUUCAAUUUGGAUAAAAGUUCAACUGGAACCUAUUACCUAAUUACAAAUAGUGAAGCCCCUUAUUCAAUGGAUUAAGGUCAUAUUUAACAAAAACGGGAAUUAAUUGUGAUAUAUUUAAUAAAUGUUUUU